AUGGCCGGCAUCGAGAGGCUCGAAGUCCACAGCAAGUCGUACAUCGUGCGCUGGGUGCGCGCCGACGCCGGAUCUACUCUCUCAUGGAGCGUUCAGCCGCAUAAAAAGUCCAUACAUCCCGGCUCCGGAGCCACCACACUUGUCUCAUCCUCCGCCGACGACGGCUCCCUCUCCCCCGACAUCGACGAGGGUAAAGCCAACAAGAGCAACAAAAAAGACACGGCUCAAGAGAUUCUCGCCAGCAAGGGCUUCAUACCCGUAAAAUGGGUCGGCAAGUGCGAGGCCGACAAGGUCUCCAUAGGCACAUAUGAUGUCCUAGAUGGCCAGGGAGGCAUGUACGGCCUCGUCUUUGACAACACAUUUUCCAAGCAAACCUCCAAGACUGCCACCUUUGUCGUCCUCACAUAUCCAACCGGCGCGCCUCCCCAAGGCACCACGACCAUCCCGAACUUGCAGCUCCCCAAGUCCAGAGAUAGCCAGUCCAGUCUCCCCAAAGCCGGUGCCUUUUCGCAAGACGUCGAUCCCAGUGCAUCUACCGACAGUAUUCAUAGCCCCGAUGUGACCGGCCGCGCCAGAUCCGCUUCCAACAGAACCGACGGCAACGGUGCGUCCUACCACGUCGGCACGCUCUCUAAGCGACGGAGAAAGAAGGGCCAGGGAUAUGCGCGCCGCUUCUUUUCUCUCGAUUACUCGACCUACACGCUCUCAUACUACUAUAACCGCAACUCCUCUGCCCUCCGAGGUGCCAUCCCGCUGAGCCUCGCAGCCAUUGCCGCCGACGAGAGACGCCGAGAGAUUAGCAUUGACUCUGGCGCCGAGGUCUGGCACCUGAGAGCCCCCAAUGCCAAAGAAUUUCAGGACUGGGCGCGGGCACUGGAAAAGGCUAGCCGUGCUGCCCGGGGUCUUGAAAGCGAAACUUCGCAGACGUCUGCCAAGGCCAGCGUCCCAAGAGCACGCACUGUCUCGGGCCGACAGCAAGCUCCUGGCCAAGAAGAGGAGGCUGAGUGGCACGAGGUCGAGACUCUCGUCAGCCGCGUCGUGGGAACCAGAGAUGCGCUGCGCCGCCUCACUAAGGAGGUUGCCGCGCUGCCUAAGCCUGGAGCAAGCCCCUCCGCACUCUCACCAAAUAACGCCGUGACAGGCGAGGACGGCGAGAGCUACUUUCCUGCGGCCGAGAAGAAGUCGUUUUGGCGCCGCAAGUCUAGCGCACCUGGAAUGUCGCCGGCUCUACAACAAGCUACCGCUUCCGCACUGGCUGUUCCCACGCCAGGCAGCGCCACCGCUCUCGAUACCAACGGAUCCAAGGCGGCCAAGAGAAGAUCAAAGAGCGCUGUUCAGGAGGAAAAGAGUCUGCAAGGUCAUUGUGAAUCUCUUCUCGCAGACUUGGACUCGGUCGUUGCGGAAUUUAGCAGCUUAAUUAGCACCAGCAAGAGGCGGCGCAUGCUCACUGCUCCGCCCGCCCCGGUUGCGUCUCGAUUGAGCAUGGAAAGCACUGCCUCUACCGUGGACGAAUUCUUUGACGCCGAGGAUGCUGGAUCGAGAGUUCUUAAAAUCAAUGAAAGCGACGACGAGUCGGCUGAAGAGGACGAAGAGGACGAAGAUGACGGCUCCUCCGUCUCAUCAAUGGAAGCCGAAGAUGCAAUCGGCCCUGACGGCACAAAUCACCUAUAUCCGAUCAAGUCCAAGACUCUCACGCCGCUGCCAAUGAGCGGAAAAGUGAAUCGUCGACAGACAAUUCCGCCCGCGACUGUACUGCCGCCAAGCCUCAUCGCCUUUGUCAGGAAAAACGUUGGCAAGGAUCUCAGCACAAUAAGUAUGCCGGUGUCCGCGAAUGAGCCCCUAUCACUGCUACAGAAGCUAUCAGAACAGCUCGAGUACGCGGAGCUCCUAGAUAAGGCCUCCAAACUGGCCACUCCUACCGAGCGUCUGGUUUACGUCACUGCCUUUGCCAUUUCUCAAUUCAGCAGUGGUCGAGCCAAGGAGCGUGCCAUCCGGAAACCGUUCAACCCGCUUCUCGGCGAGACCUUUGAGCUUGUCCGUGGCGACGCUGAGACGCCCGGUGGCUUUCGGCUGCUAGUCGAAAAGGUGCAGCACCGCCCCGUCAAGCUCGCCAUCCACGCCGAGUCCGCCCACUGGUCGCUGGCGCAAAGCGCCGCGCCCGGGCAAAAGUUUUGGGGCAAGAGCGCGGAAAUCACGACGGACGGCCGGGUGCGCGUGGUUCUGCACCUUCCCGACGGCAAGGACGAGCUCUACUCGUGGAACAUUGCCAACAUGUUCCUACGAAACGUCGUCAUGGGCGAAAAGUACGUGGAGCCAGUCGGCACCAUGACCGUGACCAACGACUCGACGAGCCACCGGGCGAGCAUCGAGUUUCGCAGCAAGGGCAUGUUUGGCGGGCGCUCCGAGGACGUGCACGUGGAGGUGCUGAACCCGGACGGCAGCGACGCAGGCACCGGCAUGGCCGGCACCUGGACAACCGGCCUGCACAAGGCCGGCAAGGGAGGGAAGCACCACGGCGGCGAGGCGGUGUGGCGCGUCGGCGGGCUGGUGGACAACGCCGCGCAGACCUACGGGCUGACACGGUUCGCGGCGACGCUCAACGAGGUCACCGAGGUGGAGCGCGACCGCAUGGCGCCGACGGACAGCCGGUUGCGGCCGGACCAGCGCAUGGCCGAGGAGGGUGCGCUCGACGACGCGGAGACGUGUAAGCAGCGGCUGGAGGAGGAGCAGCGCGUACGGAGGCGCCAGCUCGAGGACAGCGGCGAGGCGUACGCCCCGCGCUGGUUCGUCAAGGUGGAUGAUUGCGGAGAUGGCGAGGGCGGCGGGGAGGAGUGCUGGCGCAUCAGGACGGGCAAGGACGGGUACUGGGAGGAGAGGGCCAAGGGUGCCUGGACGGGCGUGACGGAUAUCUUCAAGGUAUAG
Cordyceps fumosorosea ARSEF 2679 is the source of this 2922-nucleotide messenger RNA. RefSeq names its product Oxysterol-binding protein. The record is from RefSeq and is a predicted model, not a curated record. Bases 1 to 2922 code for a protein of 973 amino acids. Gene Ontology annotation, cellular component: perinuclear endoplasmic reticulum; plasma membrane; cytosol. Gene Ontology annotation, molecular function: sterol binding. Lineage: Eukaryota; Fungi; Ascomycota; Sordariomycetes; Hypocreales; Cordycipitaceae. The transcript is spliced from 3 exons. Gene Ontology annotation, biological process: ER to Golgi ceramide transport; exocytosis; piecemeal microautophagy of the nucleus.